AUGCAGAGAGUGCAGAGGAAGAUUGGGCGUCUGCCCUUCAUGGUCGGCCGGACGCCCAACGAGGCCGACAUCGAGGCCAUGCUCCGGGACUUCAAUGACAGCGACCAGAUGCUGAAAAAUAUCGAAGAAGCUUCGGCACAAUGGCGCGAUGGGUGGACCAAUAUCCUCAACCACCAGCUCGCGUGCGCCGAGGGCUUGCACAGCAUCUACAAACCCGUCGCCGGCGAAUUCACAAGACACGAACAUGUCGAUACGCCGGCUGCGACCAUGGAGCGUGCCGUCAAGCUCGAGGAGGCGUUUGCGGAGCUCAAAACGGAUAUGAUGGAAGAAAUCAAAGACAUCGACAAGAAGCUCAUCCUGCCAGCCAAGCUGGCCAGAGACUCACUGAAGCCAAUGAAGAAGGCUAUCAGCAAGCGCGAGGAUAAAAAGGCCGAUUACGAACGCUACAAAGGACGCGCCGAACAACUCCAGAAGAAGAAGACUCGCUCCGACAGAGAGAACACGGCGCUGGCAAAACACGAAGCCGAUCUGGAACGCGCCGUUCACGAGUACAACUACGCCGACGAAGGCCUCCGUAAUCAGCUUCCCAAGCUCAACGCCGCUACCUUCUCCCUUCUCCCGCAUCUGCUCGCCAACCAAAUCAUCCUCCAGAACAAUUUAAUCGGCAAUCUUUACACUGUGUUGCACCAAUAUUCGCAUGAGCAGGGAUAUCCAGACCCGCCUCCAGAACCUGAGGAGGUCAUCCCUGAAUGGGAUGCGAACUUUACUCCGAUGCGCAAAGAGAUGGAAGAAAACUUUGAGCUUCUCAGGACUGGGAAAGCAAGAACCCAACCCAUGCGACUACCGGAUAAAGGUGACACGAUCACUGGUAUAGGGAUCAGAAACAGAGUCAUGCCCGGAAGGAGGGUUAGCAGCAAUGACACGAUUCCGAUCCGUGAAAAGUCACCGAGACCUCAGCGCAACAAUCUACCUCCUAGCUAUGAGGACGAUGGACCCCCGGCACCGAAGCUGAAUUUAGCAAGCAAGCCUUCGAUGAAUCAACUAAACGCAUCCAAACCUAGAAUAGGGGGAACUUCUCCUGGAUUGAUUCCGACUCCGACAUUCGACCAGUUUGGCAGACGGACCUCUUCGUACUCCGAUGCAUCAUCGACCCAUACGAAUGGUCACGACGACUAUUUCGGCAACAGCAACGGCAAUGGCAGGCCGCGUAUAACCUCUACGAGCUCAUCCUAUACCACAGGAUAUCCAUCACCGCAAGCAUUAGCAGCAAAGAAGAAACCCCCACCACCGCCACCGCCGAAGAAGGUCGGAUCGUUCCAUGGAGAAUACGUCACGGCGAUGUACGACUUCGAUGGGCAAAGCCAGGGUGAUUUAUCAUUCAGAGAGGGAGAUAGAAUACGUGUGAUCAAAAAGACGAACAGUUCGCAAGAUUGGUGGGAGGGCGAGCUGCGGGGACACCGGGGAAGUUUCCCUGCCAACUACGUGAAGUGA
This is a messenger RNA of Didymosphaeria variabile, 1491 nucleotides long. RefSeq lists its product as uncharacterized. NCBI's taxonomy places the organism in Eukaryota, Fungi, Ascomycota, Dothideomycetes, Pleosporales, Didymosphaeriaceae. The record is from RefSeq and is a predicted model, not a curated record. Gene Ontology annotation, molecular function: lipid binding; protein binding. Gene Ontology annotation, biological process: endocytosis; actin cortical patch localization; plasma membrane tubulation. The transcript is spliced from 4 exons. Gene Ontology annotation, cellular component: medial cortex; mating projection tip; Rvs161p-Rvs167p complex. Bases 1 to 1491 code for a protein of 496 amino acids.